Molecule: messenger RNA, 4711 nt
Organism: Chenopodium quinoa (quinoa)
Lineage: Eukaryota; Viridiplantae; Streptophyta; Magnoliopsida; Caryophyllales; Amaranthaceae
Product: putative disease resistance protein RGA1
Exons: 2
Coding region: 1078-3150 (690 amino acids)
Biological process (GO): defense response to other organism
Molecular function (GO): ADP binding
Source: RefSeq, a predicted model, not a curated record
UUCAGCUCAGUUCGGUAAAUAUGAACAGGCCCUUAAUGUUAAGUUUAAUUGAUAAACUCUUCAUAUACAUGAUAAUUUCCCUUGGAAUGUAACUCCUUAAUAAUUACAUAAUAAUAAAGUUAGUAAGAAAUUAAAAUAUUACUCCAUUUUUAUUUUGUGCAUUAACUCAUAAAAUUGUAAUCAUAGGGUAAAAUAUUUUUGUGCAUUAUGGAGUAGUAUAUAUUUUGACAUUAAAUUUGUAAAGAUUUGAUUUAUAAUAUUUUUAUGAUUUUAAUGUAAAAAAAUUAUUCUUAUAAUCAAACCAACUCAUACAAAUAACAAACUAGUUAAGCUAUCAUAUUAAAUAAAUUAAUAAAUAAACCACCACUUAAGCUCUCAAUGACAAACAAGCCAAAAUAUAUAUAUAUAGUUCGAUUAUAGUAAUAAAUUUAUAAUGACCCGGGGCAUCGUCCGGGCCAAUAACUAGUUUAUUAAUUAAAAAGGAAAGUAAUGCACCCAAAUUGAAAUUUUCAUUUACUUCGUAUAGAAAUUUAAAAAGUGAUACUCCAUCUAAAAAAUGGUGGAAGUAAUUUAUCCAAAGACUUUGACUUCUUUCUCAUAACAACCACAUUGAAUUAAUCAAGAUGACCUACAUUCUGCAAUCAUGCAUGUAAAGACUUUUGACUUCUUAAUUUAAGGACUAAGGAAGCAACCACGCAUUCACACGGGGCUGCCUAAGGUCAACCAAAUUAAUUUAAUGAUUGGAAAAUGGAAGUGUUCUUUAUAUACUCCACAACUGGUUGCAUAAUAAUUUAAAUGUUAAUGUGAACGAUUAAAUAGAGUUUGGUGGACAAUUUGCAAUAUUGUAACUUUGUAAGCUGUUGAUCUUUUCUUUCAUUUAUGUCUAUUUAUUGGCAUUAGUUUAGCAGAGCAAAAUCACAGAAAAUAUACCAAACAUUGCUUUUUUCUUGGUGCAUUCCACAAUACAAAUAAGAACACCUAAAUACGGUUUCUUUUUUUCUUUUUUUUUUUUUCCUUCCCUUUUUUUGUUCCUUCAACCCCUAAAAAAAAAAAAAAAAAAAAAACAGAGAGAGAGAGAUGGAUGUUGCAAUAGUUCUCAAAAUAGUGGACACUUGUUUAAAACUGGCAGAAUCUACCAUGGUGAAAGAAAUAAUGUCUCAUUGGAAAUACCAAACAGAGCUUGAAAAAAUAGAAAUAGCCAUAAAAACCAUAAAUAUGGUUCUCCUGGAUGCUGAAGAGCAAGACCAGAGGCACUCAAUGCAACACAAGGACCGACACUGGCUCAAGAAUCUCACGGAUGCUGUUAAAGAAGCAAAUAUCUUGUUCGAUGAGGCUGCUACCAUAGCUUACCGCAAACAACGUAAGCCUGGUGGUAAACUGAGCAAGGAGGUAUUCCUUUUCUUUUCUUCCUUUAACCAACUGGAUUUUGCUUCUACUAUGUCCCAUGAGGUCAGAAAACUUAUGGAGAGUUUAAAUGACAUUGCUAAGAUUCGUCAUGACUUUGCCUCUCCAUCACAGAGUAGUUCAGGGAAUAGAACGAUAAUUCCAAACAAAAUGAAGGCUAGUCCCUCUUCGUUACUUGGAAAGAAGGUUAUUGGAAGAGAUGAGGACAAGAAAAAAGUGUCUGACUUGUUACGUGUUAUUCAGGAUUUUUAUUUUAUUUCAAUUGUUGGGAUUGGGGGAUUAGGGAAAACCACUCUUGCUCAAUACGUUUACAAUGAUACGGAGAUCAGAACCAAGUUUCCAUUUAGAUUGUGGGUUUGUAUUUCUGAUCAUUUUGAUUUUGAAACGAUUCUCCGGAAAUUGUUGCAGUCGGUAGAGCCUAAGAACUAUGACCACCUUGAGAUAGAAGCACUAUGCUGUCAAGUUGAACAGCACAUAUUGAGUAAAAAGUUCUUGCUUGUUUUAGAUGAUGUGUGGAAUGAUACUUAUGCGAAUUUGAAGGAACUAAGGGACUUUUUAUUGACAGGGGAAAAGGGAAGUAGAAUAAUAGUCACUACACGCUCUAAGACAGUUGCUAAACACAUGGGGGACGUAAUAUAUGAACUUGAGAGUCUAUCCGAUAGCUGUUCAUGGGAAUUGUUUGAGGAAUGGGCAUUUACAAAUGAGGACCGGAUGAACAAGAGGCUGGUUGAAAUUGGGAGAGAAAUUCUAACAAAGUGUGCCAAAGUUCCCCUUGUUAUAACGACCGUUGGAAGCCUUCUUAACGGUGAAGGUGAAAGGAAAUGGAUGUCUUUUAGAGACACAGACCUAGACAAAAUCAUGAAGGAGGACAGUGAGGAUGGCAUAUUCAAAGUGCUUAAGUAUAGUUAUGACAAACUUACAGCACCAUUAAAGCGCUGUUUCAGUUAUUGUGCUAUAUUCCCUAAGGAUUAUAGGAUAGACAAGAAUACUUUGAUUAGUAUGUGGAUGGCACACGGUUUCAUAGAGCCAAAACCUGGUUAUAGUGUUGAAGAUGCUGGAGAGGAGUAUUUUAUGAUUUUGUUGCGAAGGUGUUUCUUUGAUGAUAUUGAAAUAGAUGAAUUGGGUGAGAUUACUUCAUGCAAGAUUCACGAUCUAAUGGAUGAUGUAGCUAAACUAGUAGCCGAAGAAGACAUACUAGUAGUAGAUUCUAAUGUAAGCCAGUUGAAGAUAAACGCUAGGUACUUGUCUUUAGGCAAUAUUGACGUCCAAAGCUUUACGGCCUCUGUGGAUCAGAUGAGACACCUGCAUACAAUAUUUUUAUCAGGGAAGAAGAAAGGUACUUUUAACCUUUCAUUGGACACUGAAACAAUAUUACUAUCCAAGGCAAAGUACUUGCGGGCUUUGACCUUAUGUCAAAUGAGUAUUAAAGCCUUGCCUAAAACAAUAAGUAAACUGUAUCAUUGGCGACAUCUUGACUUAUCAAAUGAUGAACGUUUAGAGCAUCUCCCUAAACAGGUUUGCUUGCUACUGAACUUGCAGACAUUACAACUAAAGAAUUGUACGAUGUUAACAGAGCUGCCAGAGGACUUGAGUAAACUCGUACAUCUUAGGGAAUUGGAUAUAUUGGGUUGCUACAAUUUGACUCAUAUGCCAAUUGGGUUGAACAAUUUAACCUGCCUUCAUAGGCUAUCAAUGUUUGUUGCAAAAUACAAUCCCUCAGGGUACACUUUUAAAGGCAAGCUAUAAGACUUGGAAGCUCUUACAAACGUCAGGGGAAGUCUUGAAAUUAGUCUUAAUAUGGAUAGUUGUUAUUUCCCCCCACCCCCAGGCUCCAAAUAUGUCAAGGGUAUGAAAUAUCUCAAAGAACUUUCUGUAUUAAGAGGUACAAAGGAAUUGCUUGAAGCCCUUCAGCCCCAUCCUGAUAUUAAGAGCUUCCAAUUGUGUGAGUAUCGCGACGAUAUAUUUCCUAAUUGGGAAUCAUCAUCGGACUUGGAGAAAUCCCUUCCCAACCUUAUCAAGUUCUCCCUUGUAAGCUGUAAUUUGCAGCAUAUCCCUUUGUUGGGUCGACUGCGUUAUCUUAAAGUCCUUAAACUCGAGGGAUUACGUGAUUUGAAGUACAUAGAAGAGAGUACGGAUGAACAAUCUGAAUUCUUUCGGGUCCUUGAGACACUUCUUAUAACAGGUUUACGUGAUAUUAAGGCAUGGCAUAGAGACUGCUCCACUCCACAAAAGUUACACCCAGUAUCACAUCAUUUUAAUCAUCUCUCCUCGAUGCGCAUAUUUGGGACCCAUUUAACCUCCGUUCCUCUGAGUGCUAAGUUGAAAAUACUGAAAUUGGUUUCUUUGAGUGGUUAUCGAAGCAACCACCACAAUCAAUUUUUUACUCAGUUUGACCAAUGGAGACCUGAUAUGCUACUUAUAAGACUAGACAUCUCAUGGACACUGAAUAGUUUGUCAGAGGUAAUAGAUGGGGAUUCAUUUUGGAGCCGCCUGUCCUCCCUUGAGAGGUUUGAAAUUCGAGAAUGGAAGUAUCUAAAGAGUCUAACUGGAGUGGGGUUCCAGCAUCUUACUUCUCUCCGGAUUCUUAGACUCGGGGAUUUACCGGAAAUCGAACAUGUAGAAGACGAUACGCCUUGGAAAUCACUUACCAAGCUCUGCAACCUGCAUUUGCACAAUCUUCCUAAACUGGCGAACCUCCCACAGGGGAUCCAACACUUAACGUCUCUUCAAUCCCUUCUAAUCGUUGAAUGCCACAGAUUAACAGUAUUACCACAAGCCAUCCUUGACCUCACUUCCCUAACUACACUUACUAUAAAGAAUUGUCAAGGCUUGAAGGAGAGGUACCAAUCGUCGAACGAAGAAGAUUGGUCCAAGAUACAACACAUCCCUCAUUUUUCUAUUGAAUAGUGCCACUUCAGCCUGGUGAUACAGAUAAAAGCAUGUUCAAGUCUGCUACAAUAAAGCAUGAAAUCAGUAGAUGAUUGACAGCAAGCUAAGAAGGCUAGCUUGGACUGCGUUGAAGACAACAAGUUCCAGCAAAAUGCUAGAGAGAAGAAAACAACAGGAAUUCAAUCCCGGUCUGCAAAGAACCUAAGUUCCUAUAUACUUUACGAAGCUUGAGGGCAAUUCAGUAAUAAACUUAAAAGUCUUUUAUUAAGGUUUUGUUAAGUUCAUUUUUGCUAGGAUUACUGUAAAUAUGUGUUGGUUAAUUAUGCAUGAGAUCUAUUAGAAACGUUAUAAAGCUUGGCAAGCUAAGUACAAUCGGAAGUAUUAUAAAAGAUAAUAUUUAAUUUUUGGAAAAGAUCUU